AAAAAAUCGAAGAAAUGGAGAAAAAGUUGUUUCCCAUUUUAAGCAGUGGAAAGAAAUGUUUUCAAAUUCAUUUGUAAAUUUUUACUGUCAAAUGUAUUCCAAGUUGAAUGAAAAAACGCAAUUAUAUUUUUUCCCUUUUUUUGAAUGUCUUCACAAAUGCGUACUAAGAACGGUACUUAACAUCAAAAAUGGGAUCCUUCACUUUGUAAAAAAUGGGAACCUUCAGGAGGGACUUAUACGAAGAAUGAAUUGUUCGAACAAAUUCGUUCAUAGGAUAAAGUCCAGGCAUUUUAUUUACUUUUAUUUUCAUUGUUUCGUUAAUUAUGUUAAUACUUAUUACAGAAGUUAUAGGAAGGAACGAAAGAGAGGCUCUUUCGCCAGAGACGCAGGAGCGUGUCCCCCAGUUUACAUAGCCAAAGAGAUUGCCUUGAUCAACUCGAUGAGCAUGAGCAACCUCAAAUUGAACAGACUGUUUUGCUACUCUGUGUACUGCUUUUUGGAAAAUUUCUCUCACAAUGAUCUCUUCUACAGAUAUGAGCAUCUUCUAAACAUUAAAAAUAGGAUGGUCCUUAGGGGGAAUUUUGACCAGGUAGAUAUGGUGAAGUACCUCGAUUUUGUUACGGGCGAAGUUAUAAGGGGGAAGCUGGACUACUUUGCCGUCAUGCGCGAUUGUGUGUUUGGCUCGGUUGGCGGAAUUGGCGGCGGGUGUGGUGGGCGUGGCGCAGAUUCGCUGGCCGCUGCAAAGGCCGCACUUAGACCACUGCCCGCCGCGAGGAAACGCCUCCUCGCCCAGGAAGACCCAAAACUGGAGAAGCGGCAGUACCUGUUUGAGUCGUUUCUCAAGUGGAACUUGAGCUACCAGUACUUUGAAAGUUACCGCCACUUUGGAAGUUACCGCCACUUUGGAAGCUCCCAACACGUUGCAAAUUGUCAACUCCCUGCCGAAUGUGGGUCCACCGCCAAUUCGACAAGGAAGAAGUUGUGCCGCCUGUGGAUCCUUACGAACAAGUUCCUAAUGCAUGUAGAGAAGGUACUCUUCGAAAUGGCUCACCAUGGAAGGAAAUCCCCAGAGGAAGAAAAUGCUUUCAGUUACUACCUCUUUGUAUACCUAUUCACAUUCGACAACCUGUGCAACUUCAAAAGUGAUGCUGUGUACUUGAAAAUUAUUUUCCUGGUGGAAGCUCAGAAGUACGCAUUUAAAUGGGACAAGUAUUUCAAACAGAAUUGUAGAUUGAUGAAAUUUUUACAAAAGGCAAAAAGGACAGCUGAGUGGAACGAAUUGCAUACACUUGUUGGGGACACCCAAACAGGUAGCAACUUCUUCCACCAAAGUGAGAACUCCUCUUUGAACGACCUGAACAGAGUGAAGGAAAAAAUGAAAUGGUGGAGAAAAUCUGCUAGCCAAGAACAGAUAAUUGUUAUGACCCCCUCAAUUGAGUACUUCUCCAAUCGGUGGGUAAAAAACAUAUUCGAAAUUGUUAAUAAUAUUUACUUAAGUCAUUUUGUGAAAUCGGUGAAUCUGGGCAGGUAUUACUACUCCAUGUUGAAUCGCCCCGUCAGUGGUGGAGAAGAGGGUAGGAGAAUAAGUCCCUUGUGUAGCUUUCUUUUUGAUGGGGAAGAAGGAAAAAAAAACGUGGACGAUGAUGUAGAAAAUCUUCUUAUACAAAUAAAGUCCUUCUCGUAUGCUUUAAAAAUUUUACAAAAUGAUCAUCCCAAGGUUACACAUAUUGAGAAAUUAAUUAUGACCAGUUUGGCUACCAAAAAGGAAGUGAUACAUUUGGAUGUAUUUACGUUGAGGGAGAAACUCCAGCCGAUGGGGGGCUACCAGAAUGAAGAAGGCAGCGAACAGGAUGGACCCAGGGACCUCCCACGAAAUGGAGACAACUCGGAUGGAAAAGGAAACCAAUUGUUCUUUCACUAUCAGUUUAUCAUUUUUAACAUACACUUGAAGUACUUACAUAACGCAUUCGUUUAUUUUUUAAACACAUACAUGUGGUUGAAAUGGGAACAGCUGUACGACCAAGCGGAGGGUGCACAGAAGAAAACUGGGGAGGCGAACCGCCCAGGGGAAGGUUCCCACAGGAGGGUCAUAAGCGACACCGUAGAGCGCGUAAAAGGGGACAUAAAACGAAUGUACAAUUACCUGCACGGAAUGGAAAAAGGCAUAUUUGUGCAGGAAGAAAAAAUCGAGGUGCUGAGCUUGCUGAAGGAGAAGUAUGGGAGAUUGGAGUGGGCCCAGCAACAGGGACGGAAAGGCGAUGCGAAAGAUGCCUUAAGGAAUGCCCCCCCAAAUGGCACACCCAAGGGGGAAACCACCCCCUUCGAGCUGCAGGUGAUCUUCUCCAUCCUGGAGGAAUUGCUCAACGUGCUUUACAGUUUUAUAAUGAAUGUGUAUCUGGUGAGGGACAAAAGUUACGACUACACAAAGGAAGAUGUUAAUCGAGUCGAAUUUGGCCACAACGACGAUGAGACGAAUUAUUCACGUGGCUUUUUUAUCGAUAGGUGGGGAGCAUAUCAGGGGGAGUCCCAACCAAAUUACACGAAUGUGCAUCACCCAGGUUUGUCCCCCUCCUGGGAUAGUAACAACACGAUUAGGCCUACCGCCGAUGCUGAAAAGGGAACGCUUAUAAGGAGAAACCCUUACUCUGCUGCUACUCUCCAUGAAACGAAACGAAAUAGUGUAACUUACGAAGGGUACACCUUAUUUAAAGACAUUUACGUGAAUAAAUGCUUCGAUGAGACGAGUACAUUCGGGCUGUAUCCAUACGUGUGUUCGUCCUUGGUGAACAAAACGGUCAUAUUCGAUUCAGUUGUGAGCAUAUAUCAGGAGCUGAGAAGAAAGAAGGUUACUCUGUUUUAUUUAAACAUGAGCAAUGUAAUUUUUCGGAGCUUGAAAAGGAGUUAUCAGGACUAUGUGGAAAGGGCUGCACCUGACGCGAUGGUGCCGCCCAGCGCGGCGAUAUCAGCUGAUGCCUCUCCCGUAGAAACCUUUUGGACUAGCAAAAAAUUACUGAAUAGCAGAGGGCAAAGCAGCACGCGUUACUAUUUUGCGUUCCACGCAAUGACCAUACUUUUUAACAUCCUAAACAGUGAAGCGUUAAAAGGGGAGGAAGCAAAGAGGGACAGAUUGCUGCUGUACAUUCUUGAACUUUUCCACUUUGUCAUAGAUAGAAGAGGAAAAAAGGCAUCCCCCGAAAUGUUACUGAACUUGUUGGAGAUACACAAAUGUAUAAGCAGCUUGAGGGAUAAAGUUAGUCAUUUUGAAAAAAUCCAAAAGUACAUCUUUGCAAUUUUGUUUAUUCUGUUUAAAUUUAUUUUAAGAAAUUUGCAGAGCCACAAUGGAGGAGAUGAAAAGGGAUCAUCCCCAUUAAGCGGUAGCGAUGUGAUGCUUAGGUCACAUGAUUUUCCUUUUCAGGAUACCCUUCAGCAGAGGCAUCCCUCAACGGGUGAUUGUUUACAUGCAAAAUGUACCAUAGGGCACUCAGAAAAUUGCAUAAACGAAGGAACUUCUACAUGUGAGCACAUUGAAGGGAUAAAAGAUGAACCAAGUGAAAAUUCCGAACAGUUGUAUAGCUGGAUGUACCACCUCUUGGGGAAGACGAACAAGGAGGUGCAACAAAUGAUGUAUGUACUCUUUCCGGAUCAUCUCAUCGUAGCAAAAUUGACGGAGAAGUACCAAGAGGAAGAGUUCCUUUUCUCCCUGGGCUGCCUCUACAUUUCGCACUACUUUUUAAACGUUAUUUGUUCCCAAGUGAGGAAAGAAAUUAAGAACAUUUUCAAACAGAUGGAGGUGAAAGAAUACCUGAACAAGUCAGUUGCAUCGUUGAGCGAAGAAAUCUACAUGGGUGCCCAGCACAACAUGUAUACGGAGAAAGUGAACCCAUUUGGGCAGAUGUCCUAUGGAGAUUUCAUCAAAAUGAGGAGGAAGAAACAAUUGAAGGGACACAUAAAAAAGAUGCAGACGAAUCUGCCUCUACUACCGAAGCUUUUACAGAAUAUAAAGAAAGGAAAGAAAAAAAAAUUGGAAACUCUUUUAACUAGAUGUGAAAGGAACAACAACCCAUGUGCGUACUUUAUCACGGAGUACAUAAGUAAAAACAGCGUGAAGAAUAUGCACACAUUGUACUUAGAAUUAAAAAAUGAGCACAAGGAAUUUAUAAAAAAUUUGCUACCCCUGGAGAGUAUAGAAAAUAAUGUUCUGUUGGCUCUGAUCAAUUCGGACGAUUUUAUUAACCCAUCGAUUAUAAACACGUGCCUCAAUUUUGUGCACCACGUAAGGGAGAAGUACAGUUUGGUGUCAAAGUUUGCGCAGGCCAUUACUCAUUCCGUGAGUGUUCUCAUACAUGCAGUGCAUGGGGUGAAUUUCGCUAUACUGAGAAGUAAGCAAAGCGGAGAAAGUGGAAAAAUGGAGAGAAGGACAACAACCCCAUGGGGCAUUCUCCAACUUGACCGAAAAGGAAACAAGAGGAAAGAUUUAUACAGGUGUAUUAAAUUCCCUCUCAAUUUUAACAAAAUUUUAAAGCUAAAAAAAAAUUGCUAUGAAAACCAAAUUGACGACCUGGAGUACCUCCACUUCGUCACGAAGAUGUUAAAAAAACCGAAGAAUAUUUGCACACAGUUUGACGUGGCAUCCUUGCUCCCUCUGCUAAAACGGAUGUGUAGAAAAAUUGUUAUUUUUAAUGAGAAAGACGAGACGGACAAUAUGAACGAGUUCCUCAAAAUUGAUCAAUUCAAGAGUAGGACCGCCAAGGAAAUGCACCAAAGUUUGGUCGACCGAGAUUUUAUAGAGAAGAACAUCGAGAAGGAGUUGGACAGUGUGUUUUACUCGCAGGAAUACUUUUCGACCCAGGCGGGGGUCGCAUCGGUUGAAGGGGGUACCACGCGGGUUGUAAGCGAGGAGGAGGGCAGCAAAGGGGAGGGCAGCAAAGAGGGGGACUGCGAAGAGGAGGGCUACGAAGAGAAGGGCUGCGAACAGGAAGGCUGCGAAGAUGCGGAUCGGGAGCGUGGCCAACGCGAUGCCAACGCCAAACAAGUAGAAACAGAAAAGCCAAACGAAGCGCACUUCAACAAAAUUGUUUACAAAAUGGCCAAGUUAUUUAAGGGGGGGAAGAAGUACUCCAGCCAGAAGAAAAAAACACGAACCCCCCGAAGUGAAAUCGAAAUAACGAAAAAAAGCAUACGCCACACGCUGGAUAUGCUCAUAAGGCUGAAUUGCGGGGAGGACUCCGUUCGGAAGGAUCCAAACUGUGGAGAGAAAAAAAAAACUACCUCCACCUCCGCUCACAGAAGAGAAGAACAAAAUGGAUGCACCUUUCUGCUGAGGAAGAAAAAUGAAGAAAAGAGACUCCUCCUUUUUACACUUAACAUGUUGACCCAAUUUAGUGACCUGACAAAAUAUAAUGACAACAAAUUUGCAAUUUUUAAAAAAAAAAUAGCACAGUGCUUGCAAAACUGUAGGAACAAAAAUCACGUAUACAUAAAUAACUAUAUUAACCUGCUGGACGAUAAUUUCUUGGAGUAUAUUUUCAGCGCGUUGAACGACUUGUGCUUUUUCCUCAUCAAUUUGAAGAAGGAGUUUGUACCCAUUUACAACGAAAGCGGGAAUAUUAAUGUACUGAGUAUACUCAAUGGAAUUAAUAACAUACUAAGUACCUCCAUUAACAACAUUGAAAGUGAGAUAGAGAAAGUAAUUCAUAAACUGGAACACCUGGUUAGUUUGAUCCUCUCUCUCAAGAAUGACAGUUAUGUAAGCUUUGAUGAGGUCACCAUGAGGAAGGUCCAACAGGUUAUGAGAAACAACGCACCUGAGGAUUUGCUAAUUUAUACUGUUUACUUUAGGCUCUACAAAUUGAAGAGCUUAAAAACUAUUCGAAAAAACCUAAGUAAGAAAAUUGUGAAAAAGAGAACUCUCAGUUUGUUCUCCUAUAUGUUUUACCUUUGCUAUGACGAUACGCAAGAUGGGGAAGAAGAGUUGAGGAGGGGCUCCAACGGGAUGAAUAUCACCCAGGGAUGUUCUGGUGGAAGUGCCAUCCUUUCUCAGGAUAAUCCCAAUAAUUGUGAUGAUAAUCACCCCCAUUUGGAUAACCUUGCCAAGGUCAAAAUUGUGAAGACAUUCGAAACGUUGGUUAUCUUUUUAAGGGACUCGAUGGUGGGUGAAUUUCCUGCGCGACUAAACUUGAUAGAUUUCAUUGCCCAUUUGUUUAGGAACUCGGAAAGGAAGAACGAACGGGUGAUGAGCAAUGUGUUUUCAAAUGUGUACAGCUAUAUGAGAAUAUAUUUGCCACUUAUAAAAAAACGAAUCGAAGAUUCUAAGAGAUGUUUUGAUGUCCAGCUGAGGAAGGCUUUAGAAAAAAUGAACUUAGACUUGGUGGACCUGGAGGCAUACAAAUGGUCUAUCAUGAAGUUAAAAAGGAAAAUUGCUUACUUUACCAAGUUGUAUUUUCAGCAGAUUAGUGUCACCUUGGAUAAGCUCAUCGUUCAAAAUGGUCCCUCCUUUGGAUCGGAGGGGAAAAGCGGGAGUCGUGCGAAUGGCGCGAAAGGGGGAAGUCGUGCGAAUGGUGCGAAAGGGGGAAGUCGUGCGAAUGGCGCGAAUCGGGCGAGUUCCACUUUUGCGCACAACGGCAUGGACACGUUGGCAGACCCAUGCGCUGACGAAGUGAGCUCCGAUGUGCACAGCUCAAACGGAUCGUCUUCGCCCGAAGAGGAGAAACAGAAUGGAGCCACUAUCGAUUCAUCGGAAGAGGAUGAAAGGAGAGAAGUUUAUCAGAACAACGCUGCUGCUGCUGAUGAUGAUGAUGGGGGGGAGGACAACACCACCACUACCCCUGCAGGGGAAAGGCAAAACCGGUUCCACGAUCAACUGAACGAAUUGAAAGAAUCCCUAACUAGGCUGAGAAAAAAAGUAAAAACAAAAAAACACUUGGACCAAUUUUUAACCAACAUGGAUCUUCACAACAGCUUUGAAGAUAUCUCCAGAAAUUACGUCGCCGAGGUAAGGAACGUAUUAAAUGUGCAAUGCAAAGAUGCUGGCAUAAAUCAGAAGAAGAGAUGGAUCUACAUACUGAAGCAUUUCCUCAGUAAGAAAUUAAACAUCCCCACCUUGAACAAAUUAGACAAUUUUAAUUUCUUCUCGAGCGUUUUUCAAAAUGAUGUACAGUUUUGUGACAGCACCAUUAGGUGUAGUUUAUUUGCUUUGGAAUAUCGCUGUCCUGAGGAAAUUUUGGCCGAGCUGAAAAAUUGCCUAAAUUAUAUGAUCGAGCAGGAUGACACGUUAAACGAUGAGGAGGUGAAAACUAGAGAGAUGAAGCAAUCGAAUGAGGAGGUGCUCCUCAUGGGAGAGCAAUUACAGAAAGAAGUAAAGAGAAACAGACUGUACACUCUCCACUUUUUAGACGAGAUAAACGACAUUCUAAAUCGUAGUGAAGAAAAAAACGCAGAAAUUUUGCAUCUGACUAUUUAUAUAAAAUCACUAAGUAUGCAUGAAGAUAUGGCAAAUGAUGAGGCGUUGUACUACCUUUUUAAUGCCAUCAUUUGUGAAUACUUUAACUUGAGAAAAGAAGUUAAUAUUUUUUACCGUCAUUUUGUGUGCUACUAUUUACUCGUGACAACACUCUUGUGUGAGAAGAGAUACGGACUGGAUUAUAUUUUUGUCGACUUUGCCAUUUUUGAAAACUUUUUGGAAAAAUGUAACCUGGUGAAGGGUGCACUACUGCAGGUUCUGAGCAGUGGUUUCGGUGCAACAGCGUGUAAGGCGGACCGACAACGAGCUAGCAAUUUCUUCAGAAGUGCACUCAAAUGCGUUUACAAAAUAGCGUACAUCACUCACAGCUCAAACGAGUUCAGAAUAUUUAAUUACUUUAAAAAUAUGUGCACUUCCACCUGGGGGAGAAGGUUAGAAGAAUUGGGUGUCACCCUUCGCGGUAUGAAACUCAGAAUGAACGUCAAUUUUUUGGAGUGCCUUAACACGUGCGUAAAUUUUUUGAGAGAUAACUUGAGUGAAAUUUUUGUCCUGAACGUGGCUCCCUAUUUUAAGGAUAAGAUUCACGUACAAGUGGUGAAAUUAGUUGGUCUCUUUUACCAGAUGAAAGGUGGUUCACCGAUGGUCACAGCGAAUUGUGAGGGGAUAUCAUCCUUCUCCCCCUUUGAAAAGGACCCGAAGCAGUAUUGGGAUAACGCCCCCCCCUCACAGGAAGACCAAGUAGAAAAACUGAACGAUCAAAUGUGCCGUUUCAUAAGCAACAUUGUGCAGAAAAAAUCUAUUAUAUAUAUUAGGGAUUAUCCAGAUUUUCAAAAUAAAAAAAAUGUGAAUGAAAUGUAUUGCAUGAAGGACAUCAUCCAAAUGUACUUUACAUUGCAAACUAAUUAUGGUGUAUUUAGGGGAAGCGAAAAAGAGAGUAAAUCAAUCAAAGUAUUUCAUUAUCUGAACAAAAAUUUGUUUUACUUUACCAAAUGCAUCCUUCUGUAUAUGCUCGAUAUAUUUCUUGGCUUCUCAAACGUGUCUCUUUACUUCCUAAAAGUGUUGAAAAUUUUGUACACGAAGGGGCUCUGCAGGGAAGCUACAAACGGGAAGGAUGCCAUCAAAGAGGCAAAGGAAGAUGAGGAUGUUUUUCACAAGGUGGACUUCCUUCAAGGAAUAGGGUUAGGAGAAGGAAAAGGAAUUAAAAAUAUUUCCAAUCAGGUGGAUAAUGAAGAUUUAGAUAACAUAUACAAUGAAGAAGAAAAAAAUUUUAGUCAAGAUGAUAAUAACGACUUGGAUGAAGAAGCGAUUGAGGCUACCUACAAUUUUGAGAAAUUUUGUGAGAAGGAACUAACAGCAGGUGAGCAGCAGGGCGGUGAGGAUAACUCCUGCAAGUUAGAAAACGAACAGAAUAAUUUGGACAUGGAAAGAAAGGGACAGAGCAAGGAGGAAGAGAGUAAUAACAAUAAUAACAGUAAUAAUAAUAAUAAGCACAACGAGGCGAAUAAGAGGGAUGGCGAAAAAAAUGAGGGAGGGGACAAGGAGGACAACCCACAUGAUGCAAAUGAGCAGCAGCACCCUAUCGAUGAUGUCCUAGAAAAAAAUAAUAGCAACCAGUGGGAUGUAAGUGAGCGCAGCGGCGCGCUGAAGGAUGCAUUGAAGGGGGACGACCAGGGGGAAGUCGACGAGGAAAAGGAAGCGCAUAGCGACGCGGGAGGCGAAGAGGCCGAGAAAGGGAAGGACCCGGAGGAUAACCCAGAUAGGGAAGCGAAAAAACCAGAACAACCUGUAGAAGGGAACCGAACGGAUGAACCCUCCAGUGGAGCCCUGAACGAUCAGAAAAAUGUCCAUAUCGAUAAUGAUGGUGAAGGGGACACGAAUGAAUUUCCAAAGGGAGAACAAAAUGACAGUUGCGAUUUGACCAACGAGCAGCAAGUUGGUAAUCAAAGAGCAGAUCGUCUGGAUGACCUGAUGGGUGGAGGAAAUGAACUGCUAAAUGGAGAGAGCCACGAAAUGAACAACGAAUUUGAGUUUAACUUGGACUCCAAUUUUGAAAUAGAAUCGAGUGACUUUUCCAAAAGCUGCAGCGAAAGGUCCUUUGGGAGCAGGGAGGAAAAUUUCGACGCGCACUCGGAUGAGGAGAUGGGAAAGGAAGACCAAGCUGCUGCUGCGAAAAGGGAAGAACGCGAUGCGAGCCGAAGGAACGAACGUGAAUUUAGCGAACAGGAUACAGGCGAAGUUGACAUCCGCCACGAAGUAGAAGAGUUGGAUGGGAAUGCUUCCCACGAGGGGGAGGCCACAGAACACUCGGAUGACGCGUAUGACGGGGAUCAGUCGGAGAUGGAUCAGGUGGACCAAUUCGAUACGGAUAAGCGUACGAAUGACCGAAGGGGAAAGGGGUUCAAGAGCGGUCAGGUAGAGCCGCAGGAGGGGCAGGAGGACCCCGCUGAAGGAGAAAAGGAGAGCGCGGAUGGCGCAGAUGGCGCGGAGGAGAGGGGCGACGGGACGCUUCCCCCGGAUGAUGAAAAAGUGGAUGAUCAGAGUGGGGACCAAUCUGGGGACCGAACUGAUGACCAAGUGGAUGACCAAAUGGAUGACCAACCUGUGGACGAACCUGUCACCCAACUCGGUGAAGAGCCAGCCGCAGAAGCCUGCAAAGAAACAGAUGCCCCGGAUGAGGCACAAAGUCGCAAUGAGCUGGUUGAGGAGUCAGAAGGGGGGACAGCCAAGGAGGACACACAUAGCAGCGAGGUGAAAGGUGAAAGGAAGCCAACCAGGCCAGGUGAAGAGCGCAACGAACGUAGGGACAAUUUUGGGGAGACUGUCAAAGGGGACAUUAUUACCUCAGAGGAAGAACUUCAAGAUGAGUACCAAAAUGAAAAAACGCGUAAUGCACCCCCAACGGGGCAUAUCGAUUUGGAGAAGGACCACCACGAGAUGGACAAUACUGUACACAAUUUGGAUGACACGGAAAUUAGUAACGAACAGGCGUUCCACAAAUGGGACGAUGCAGAAGCUGAUGUUACAAAUGGGCAGAGCGAAAGGGACGGAAUGGACGGGAGUAGCCGCAGAGGGAAGAGCGACCAGAAGGACAACAACGAUGAUGAAGGGACCGGAGCAAACGAUAUUUCCUUUUCAAUUGACAAAUGCAACAUAUAUACAAAAAAUUUUGUCGACAUAACUAACUUUAUCGAAAAAAUAAAUGAGCGGUUGCUGAACAUGAAUAGGGAGAACGACUCGGUGGAGAAUGAGAAGGCGAGGGAAGAUGCCCAAACGGUGAAAGAAAAUUUUAACAUAACGAAAGAGGAACGUCAUAGAAGUAGGGAUGAGGAAAGCAUGUGUGGAGAGAUGGCUAUGGAUUUUGUCACCACAGGGGAAAUGAAGCCUGUGGAAGGGAUGAGCGAAAGGGAUGGUCAGGAGGUGAAGCCAAAUGAGAAGCAGGAUGAGGACACUGGCGAAGGAAAUGAGGAAAAAAGUAAAUAUUCGAACGAGGCGAAUGCGAAGAGGGCUCCGCGUGAGAGGAAAGACGUGAUCGAUGGGAAGAGCAGAGGAGAUGACUCGGAGGAGGGAGAUAAAGCGGACCCGCUGGAAGGUCAGUUGGAAGGCCAAUUGGAAGGCCAAUUAGAAGACCAAUUUGCGGACCAAUUUGCGGACCAAUUUGCGGACCAAUUUGCGGACCAAUUUGCGGACCAAACGAGCGACUUCCCCUCGACGGACAACGGGUCGAUCGACAAAACCAGAGCAGUUUCCAGGGACCCCUACGAAACAACCUUCGAGGAAGAGGCCAACAACGAUGUGGAAACCGCCGAAAGGGAAAGUAUCCAUUAUUCUGAAGAAAAUUUUCAAGCGAACAAAAAGGAGGAAAAAGAAAACGCAAAAAAGCACGAAGGGUAUUAUAAAGUGCAUCGAAAUGAAAAGGUGCUGGAAAGGGAGUACGCAGAAGACGAGGAUGAGGAAAAUACUGACAGGAAGAAGCUGAACGGUGGAGAGGGAGCAACGGCAUUGACACUCAUUAACCAAGAGGUGACCGCAGAGUAUGAAGAAAUAUAUGACCAAAUAAAUAACGAAACGGAAGUGAUGUCGAGUCAGCUGUGUGAGCAAUUAAAAAUAAUCCUCGAACCGACUGUGCGCAAUAAAUACCAAGGGGAUUACAAGUCUGGAAAAAAAUUAAAUAUAAAAAAAUUAGUAAACUAUUUUGCUAGCGAUUUCCGAAACAAUAAAAUAUGGAAGAGACGAACCAAAUUGAACAAACGAGAUUACAAUGUCGUCAUCGCAAUUGAUAAUACAAAAAGUAUGAAAAUAAAUAACAUACAAAAAAUGACAUUAAAUGCUAUAUUUUUAGUGGCCAAGGCGUUUGAAAAAUUACAAGUGGGAAAAAUUGGCAUAUGUUCCUUUGGAGAAAAUGAUAACGGAAUUAAUGCAAACAAUGUUGUAUGUUCAAUGAGGAAUAGUCUUAAUAAACAGGACUUUUUAAAAAUCUUAAAUCAUUUCCAAUUUAAUCAUGACACGAAGAAUUCUUUUGACAAUGCCAUGCUGAAUGCGCUGAAGAUUUGUAAUUACAUUUUUAAAAAUACGCAUAAUUGCUGUACUUCACAAAAUGGAGGGAAAAAUGUAAUGAGCCAUUUAAUGCUUAUUAUCAGUGAUGGGAGAUUUAACAAGAGUGCUGUCAAAGCGGAGAUUUUCAAAUGCAUACAAAAUAAUUUCAUCCCUGUGUUGAUGAUCAUCGAUACGCAGCUAUCCAAUAAUAAGGCACAGUCCAUUUUCAAUUUGAAACAAACGUUUUACAAAGAUAAUAAGCUGCAUAUUGUUCCCUACCUGCACGACUUCCCCUUUCCGUACUUUGUCGUCGUCAAUGACAUAAAUGAGAUUCCCACGCUCAUGUGUGAUAUUAUAAGGCAAUGGUUUCAGACGCUCAACAGUAGGUAG
Messenger RNA from Plasmodium cynomolgi strain B, 12382 nucleotides. Its product is annotated as P-loop containing nucleoside triphospahte hydrolase. The annotation marks the transcript as partial. NCBI's taxonomy places the organism in Eukaryota, Apicomplexa, Aconoidasida, Haemosporida, Plasmodiidae. Gene Ontology annotation, cellular component: preribosome, large subunit precursor. The record is from RefSeq and is a predicted model, not a curated record. Gene Ontology annotation, biological process: rRNA processing; ribosomal large subunit assembly. The transcript has a single exon.